Molecule: messenger RNA, 1929 nt
Organism: Penicillium roqueforti
Lineage: Eukaryota; Fungi; Ascomycota; Eurotiomycetes; Eurotiales; Aspergillaceae
Product: GMC family oxidoreductase
Exons: 12
Coding region: 1-1929 (642 amino acids)
Molecular function (GO): oxidoreductase activity, acting on CH-OH group of donors; flavin adenine dinucleotide binding
Source: RefSeq, a predicted model, not a curated record
AUGACUAUCCCAGAUGAAGUCGAUAUCAUUGUCGUCGGCGGUGGCAGUGCUGGUUGUGUUUCCGCUGGCCGUCUCGCCAAUCUCGAUCAUAAUCUCCAGGUUCUGCUGAUCGAGGCGGGCGAAGAUAACCUGAACAACCCACAAGUUUUUCGACCUGGUAUCUACCCACAGAAUAUAAAGCUUGAUUCUAAGACAGCCACCUUCUACCAUUCUCAACCAUCGAAAGCUAUAGAUGGACGGAGAGCCAUUGUGCCAGCUGCGCGGGUCCUUGGUGGAGGGAGUUCAAUCAACUUUAUGGUGUAUACAAGAGCCUCGGCCUCGGAUUAUGACGACUUUGAAGCCAAGGGAUGGACAACGAAAGAGCUUCUGCCUCUCAUGAAGAAGCCUGAAACCUACCAGAGACACAGCACAAAGCGAGACGUCCACGGCUUUGACGGUCCAAUCAAGGCCUCCUUUGGAAACUAUACAUAUCCAAUCAUGCAAGAGUUUCUCCGUGCGGCUGAAUCUCAAGACAUUCCAGUCACUGAUGACCUGCAGGACCUACAAGCUGGCCACGGUGCCGAGCAAUGGACUAAAUGGAUCAACCGUGAUACAGGCCGCCGCAGUGAUGCCGCUCAUGCGUAUGUUCACAGCACUCGAGAAGAUUACGAAAAUCUUUACUUGAAGUGUAAUACGAAGGUGGUUAGGGUUAUUAUUGAAAAUGGAACAGCAGUCGGUAUUGUAACCGUCCCAGAGAAGCCUCUGAAAGAUGAAAAAAUACAAAAGAUUUACAGAGCGCGCAAGCAGAUUCUUAUCUGCGGUGGUACCCUCAGCUCACCUCUCAUACUCCAACGAUCUGGAAUUGGUGACCCUAAAAAACUUCGUCAAGCGGGCAUCGAACCUAUUGUGGACCUGCCAGGUACAUUCGAUGAAUUCGUUCGCGGAAAUACCGAUGUCCAAAAUGCAGCUAUUAAUGAAUGGAUCUCUAAAGGCACUGGUCCGUUGUCAACAAAUGGGAUUGAAGCAGGUGUGAAGAUCCGGCCAACUGAACAGGAACUUGAGGAGAUGAAGAAUUGGCCUACAUCUGAUUUUCUGAGUGGUUGGGAGAGUUAUUUCAAGAAUAAACCAGAUAAACCGGUCAUGCACUACUCUGUCAUUGCUGGCUGGUUCGGCGACCAUUUGCUUAUGCCUGGGAAAUUUUUUACGAUGUUCCAUUUCUUGGAAUAUCCUUUCUCCCGUGGAUGGAUCCAUGUGAAAUCCCCGGACCCCUAUGAGGCUCCGGACUUUGAUGCAGGAUUUUUGAAUGAUGACCGUGAUAUCGCUCCCUUGGUUUGGGGCUAUAUCAAGUCUCGUGAGACAGCUCGCCGUAUGGAUGCAUAUGCUGGUGAAGUGACCUGGAUGCAUCCCAGUUUUGCCUCGGACUCGCCUGCUCGAGCACAUGAUCUGGACCUUGCAACAACUAAAGAAUAUGGUGGUCCUGCUCAUAUCACAGCUGGUAUCCAACAUGGUUCCUGGACCAUACCCGUCGAUCCUGGAAUGCAGCUACCAGAGAGCGUGAUCAGCUCCAGCCGGCAGGCAAUUCGGGAGCCCAUCAAAUACAGCCGGGAGGACAUUGAGUGUAUUGAGCUCUGGGCGAGACGUCAUGUAGAAACAACAUGGCACUCCCUUGGUACGUGCAGUAUGGCUCCUAAGGAAGGCAACUUCAAAGUCAAGCAUGGAGGAGUUGUCGAUGAGCGGCUGAAUGUCCAUGGUGUCAAAAACUUAAAGAUCUGUGAUUUGUCAAUCUGCCCCGAUAAUGUGGGUACUAAUCCUUACAGCGUUGCUCUCUUAAUUGGCGAAAAAUGCUCUGUCCUGACCGCGGAGGAUCUUGGAUAUUCGGGCUCUGAUCUUGAAAUGAAGGUGCCCACCUACAAUGCCCCAGGUGAAACUGUUCAUCUCCACCGAGUUUAA